UCCUCUUAUCUCUCCCGCCUUUACGGCGCCACCACCUUCUUGGAAAUGAGCUGGGGCAAAGGGGUGGGGGCUCAGACCACCGCCUCCUCCAGCAGGCCUCAUAAAAGAGAUGGUAACUGAGCCCAACACACCAGAGCAAGUCCUAGACCCACCAGCAGCUUGACUGUACAGACGCGCGAUGGCACUGAACACUCAGAUCCGGGCUGCCUGCCUCCUGGUCCUCCUCCUCGCUAGCUUGACCAGUGGCUCCAUUGUCCAGUCACAGACAGGGCAGCUUGCAGACCUCCCGUCCCACGACACAGCCGAAGCCAAGGCCAGCUUCAUGCCCACACUGCAGAGGCUAAGGAAGCGGGACACCCACUUUCCCAUCUGCAUUUUCUGCUGCGGCUGCUGUAAAAAUGUGAAGUGUGGGAUAUGCUGCAAGACAUAGAGCCUCCUGCCCUAACCCUCUCGCCCUCCCUUAUUUAUUCCUAUCCCCCUCCAAUAAUGGUCUUGGAAUAAAAUGGCUGGUUCUUUUAUAUUUCAAA
This is a messenger RNA of Chinchilla lanigera (long-tailed chinchilla), 527 nucleotides long. RefSeq names its product hepcidin antimicrobial peptide (gene Hamp). Gene Ontology annotation, cellular component: extracellular region. Gene Ontology annotation, biological process: intracellular iron ion homeostasis. The transcript is spliced from 3 exons. NCBI's taxonomy places the organism in Eukaryota, Metazoa, Chordata, Mammalia, Rodentia, Chinchillidae. Bases 179 to 430 code for a protein of 83 amino acids. The record is from RefSeq and is a predicted model, not a curated record.